Myripristis murdjan (pinecone soldierfish) is the source of this 2356-nucleotide messenger RNA. It is a transcript of the gene syt9b, whose product is annotated as synaptotagmin IXb. The coding region runs from base 451 to 2034 and encodes 527 amino acids. The record is from RefSeq and is a predicted model, not a curated record. Gene Ontology annotation, biological process: calcium-ion regulated exocytosis. The transcript is spliced from 8 exons. NCBI's taxonomy places the organism in Eukaryota, Metazoa, Chordata, Actinopteri, Holocentriformes, Holocentridae. Gene Ontology annotation, cellular component: plasma membrane; exocytic vesicle; dense core granule. Gene Ontology annotation, molecular function: clathrin binding; calcium-dependent phospholipid binding; calcium ion binding.
UGAUUCAGCAUCACAGAGGCAGGAGAGGAGGGCAGAAAAAAAACACAAGAGUGUGAGGAAAUAAAGGAAAGAAAAGAGAGAGGAAGAGGAGCGAGUGCUGCGCGCUGGGCUCUGGAGCCGUGGAUUUCACUGUUAACCAACUGGUGUGGCCAAAACCAUGCAAAGGAGGAUUUUCUAAAGCACUGAAAACUUCUCUGGUCCACUUGAAAUCCAUCCAAACUCCCCAAACGAAUUAGGGUUUCCAUCGGGACGGAUGUAUCACAUGCGUGGAGCGCGCCGGACGUAUCCAGGGGUGUAGCCGGGGUGUUUUUCGUUGCGUUUGUGUGCUGAUGUGAGUAUGUGUGUGAGAGAACGGGAAGCUGUGUGUGACUGAGUGAAUGUGUGUGUGAGAGUGAGAGAGGUGGGAGAUCAGCCGGAGUGGCCGACCAGUCAGAAGGAUGCUGGAGGGCAAUGCCUGCAGAAAGAGAGGAUGAGAUUUGUCGAAAGGCGCUGGAACUGCUCUCCGACCUCUGCUCCAAGGGAGAGGUGCAGGACGACAACUGCCUGGAUUUCAUUUACUACUUCAGAGACCUGGCCAGACCCCGCUACACCGACUCAGAUGUUUCGGUGAGCCUGUUGUCCCUGCUGGUGACCACCUGCGGCCUGGCACUCUUCAGCGUCUCGCUCUUCGUCUCGUGGAAGUUGUGCUGGGUGCCAUGGAGCGGUCGCUUCCUCCCCGACGCCCUCAAGGGGGUGCACUUUCUGGGAGGAGACCAGCAGCCCGUCCUCAACGAGGUGGAUGGGGAGGAAAGGGAGUACAGCGAGGAUGGCUGUGUCAAGGAGCCCACAGCGCCCCCAAUUGCUGUGGCUGUUCCGGAAUCAUCCAUGAAGAUCAGCCACACGUCGCCUGACAUCCCCCUGGAGGCCCAGGCCAAGAUGGAGAAAAACCAGGUCCACACUCUAGCCAGGGACCGGGUCCAGAGACAGAUUACUGAGCCCACCUCAUCUGUGCGUCACAACUCCAUCCGUCGUCAGAUGAAUCUUUCCAAUCCAGACUUCAACCCUGCUCAGUUCCAGCGCCAGGAGUCCCUGUCCGGUCUGGGCCGGAUCAAGCCAGAGCUCUACAAGCAGCGCUCGGUGGAUGCAGAGGACGGGCGUCGAUCAGACAGCUGUGGGCGUCUCCACUUCAUCCUGAAGUUUGAUUGUGACCUCGAGCAACUGAUCGUGAAGAUCCACAAGGCCGAGGACCUUCCCGCCAAGGAUUUCUCAGGGACCUCUGAUCCUUACGUCAAGAUUUACCUGCUGCCCGACCGCAAGACUAAGCACCAGACCAAGGUGCACCGCAAGACACUCAACCCAGUUUUUGAUGAGGUGUUUCUCUUUCCUGUGGCAUACGCUGAGCUGCCGAGCCGCAAGCUGCACUUCAGUGUCUACGACUUUGACAGGUUCUCGCGCCACGAUUUGAUUGGCCAGGUGGUGGUAGACAGCUUCUUGGAUCUGGCUGACUUCCCACGGGAGACAAAACUGUGCCGGGACAUACUAUAUGUAACAUCGGACAAUGUGGACCUAGGAGAGCUGAUGUUCUCGCUGUGCUAUCUCCCCACGGCUGGCAGGCUCACCAUCACCAUGAUCAAAGCCAGAAAUCUCAAAGCCAUGGACAUCACAGGGGCUUCAGAUCCAUAUGUGAAAGUCUCCCUGAUGUGUGAAGGCCGGCGGCUCAAGAAGCGGAAGACUUCAACCAAGCGGAAUACCCUGAACCCGGUGUAUAACGAAGCCAUAGUCUUUGAUGUUCCGCCUGAAAACAUCGACCAGAUCAGCCUGCUCAUAGCUGUCAUGGACUACGAUCGGGUGGGGCAUAACGAGGUGAUCGGGGUGUGCAGGGUGGGCAGUGAGGCUGAGAGUCUGGGUCGAGACCACUGGAACGAGAUGCUGACGUACCCACGCAAACCCAUCGCACACUGGCACCCACUCAUAGAGUGGGUUGGACAGGGGACGGCAGGAAGUGGCAGCCAAGGAGGAUCCACCAACUCUCUGAAGACACCGCCCUCACCGUGAUAUCACCGUCGCGCACACACACAAACACAGACACACACAUGCGCAGACACACACGCUAAGGCUCAGUGUGGGCUGCGCACCUCCCCAUCUCUCCGACAACAGCGGAUGGUGGUCCUGCAGAUAAUCCUAAUAAUCCUAUUGAAACGAUAAACCGCACAAGGUCUGACUAACAAGCGACUACUGUAAUAACAACAGCUACUUAACCAUAUAAGCCAUUACUCAAGUUGAUGUUUCAUUAGGAUGACAUAGACUUUAGUAUGCUAAGACUACCGCAAAGACUAAUUCCCACUCGCUGCUCCUCCUGUGUCUUCACAACCAAAAA